GUCCUUUGUUUGAACCACUUCACUGCUUGCUUGUUCCCUUGCUUGCUAAUUGCUUGCUUGCUUGCUUGCUUGACGGAUCCGAAUCGAUAUCGGACCACAGGAACGGCACGCAUGGAGCGUUGGUUGGGUGAGUCGGAGGACAGCGUCUGGCAUAGCUGUGGAGUCUGUUUACGACACCGGGGUAAUUCAUUGUGGCUAGACGGGAUGGGACAAGCCUGGCCCACUCCAACUUUCUGCGGGAGAAAUUUGUGCCUCUGCUGCGAGGCCAUCCAUUCACAUUCCCGCGGCAUCUUUGCGCAAGGCUUGCUUUUGCUGCAGCUACUACAUCCCGCGACGAUGGAUUUGGUCUUGCUCCCGAAGGACAAAUCGAGAUUCUACGCGACUGCGGGCCUUGCGAGUCACAAUAACACACCGACAUUCGUGACUGAUGCAUCCGAGUGGCCCCUCGGUCAAAAUGUGGCUUUCCAUGCAUCUCCUUCCCGAUGUCCAUCAGUCGCUCAACAACGCUCAAGCGCAUGCCUUCGCCUCUGCGCACAGACCUUUGCUCGUCACCUGAUUGGGGCGCACCGCUUCGUAUAAGAGAAUCGCCAAGGCUUGUGCAUCAUUUCCAACGCCUCUCCUUGUCACCCUUCCCCGCUUCAUCUCCCUCUCCCUCUCCCUCUCUUUCUUUCAGAGCUCCUCUCGACGCGCUGAUUCUCAGCUUGCCGCUUCUCAAACACAUCACUUUCGUCGAAGAGGGACGACCACCACCAUCCAACAUGGCAAGACCAGCCAUGCACCUGACUUUUGGUCAGACCGAUCGGGAAUUGUUCGCUCAGGCGAUGCAAGGCGAUCUCAUCUUCUGGCAUUUGCCCAAGGACGUUGCGGUCUCUUUUCAAGUGCUGCAGCAGCUCUUUGCCGCUUUCUUGGGCAUGGUGCUGUGGGAUCUGAUAAGCGCCUUGCCUUUUGACCUGUCGCUAUUGCGCGAGGCAGGGUGGAAGAAUCGAGUGAAGCUCACCAGCCGUUUGGCAUAUCUCACCUGCCGCAUACUCUCGCCUGCCGUGCUCACCCUCAUCCUGGUCUACAUUUCCGCUCCCGUGGGUCGAGAGUUGGGCCAAGAUGCGUGCGCAACUUAUGCGCGCACUUUCAACGUGCUGCUCGUUCCGCUGGCCAACGCGGUGCCUCUUGUCUUCAUCAUGCGCACGCUGAGCCUCUACGAGUGGCAGCGACGCGUGGCCAUGCCUGUCCUAGGCCUCUGGGGCAUCGUGUUGGUGCUGAGCUGCGUCAGCCUGCCAUACUACGGCAAGGGUCUGGACAUUCCAGAUGGCAGCGGAUGGUGCCACUACGACACCCAACGCAAGCUGCGCACCGUAUACAAUGUUGCUUACAAGGUGCCGGCGCUCCUCCAAGACGUGGUCAUCAUGCUUUUGACCCUGCACAGACUCUUGCAAGGCGGUCUGCAGAGCCUCUUGAGACCGUCUGGCUGGAAACGCUUCGGCAUGACCUCGCUCUCCAAGGUGCUCAUCGCACAAGGUUUCCGCUUCUUUGUCCUCAACAUCGUCGUCGACGUCAUCUUCAUCUUCUUCUACUUUCACUGGCCCGCGCACUUGGUCAGCUACCAAGUGGCAGGCGCCGCUCUGCUCUUCUCCGUGCCUCCCAUGCUGGCCGGAAAGGUUUUCAGAGAUUCGAAGCGCGUCAUCGUCAAGGCGCAGCUGGAAGAGAUGGCGCGCAAUCAGAGAAGCGCCGGCCCAGCAUCCUCCGAUGACAGGUAUUCCGCACGCACUCGCCAAUACCGAGCAGGUGCUCUGGGCUACCUCAACACCUCAUCCGACCACGUCGGUCUCAGCAGUGGGAACGCCACAGAUCGCGAUGACGAAUACUCGCGAGCUGCGAAUCAGAUCAACAUUCUGCCCUACAGCCAAGCAGACUUGGUCUCUUCGCCCGUUCAGCGGACACCAGCUCCAGCAUACGCUUCACCACUCUCCCCAUCCGGAUCUGACGGCAGCAUGAAAAUGGAAGAGGACUACCUCAACGCCAAGCGCCGCACACCAAGCGAAGGCGGCAGAUCACCAAGGCUGCCGGACACGGACAGCUUUGCACCGGCAAACGACGCUCACUUGACGUUGCCACCGAUUCCUGCGAGAUCCCACAGCAUGGACUUGCGAUAUCCCCCUGUGCGUAGCCGCCGACGAGGUUCGAGCGAUAGUCGACUACCGGUGGGCUUGGCAAUCUCGUGCGAAGACAUCGAGUCGUCCAGACGCUGCAGCUCGUACCGCAAGCCCGUAUGCUUUCCAAGCUCGCCCCGCUCGAUCGAUGAAAGACCAUUUAGUCAAGCGGCACAAAUCUCCCACGGCGGGUCCAUCACUCGAUCUAUCGGGUCGAGAAGAGGCACCGACAGGUCUGCUAGUCAACAGUCCGAAGCGAGCUCUAGCAGACAUGCAUGCAGCAGCACCAGCAACGUGAGCCGCAAGAGUCACGGUGGUCGAGCAAGUCUUGCGCGUCGUGUCAAGGGUCGAUCCAGCUUUGGAGUGAGCAUCGACUCGGACGAGGAAGCGUUUGGCAUGCUUGAUGGUAGGAGUGCGGUUCAGACCGCCACCAGCCAAGAGCUUGCUUCCGCCUCUACCAACCUUGCGACUCUGAGAAGCCGCAGCGCACCAAGCUCACCCGCUUCGGCCGUCUCCGCCCUCCACUGCACUUCACCUCCUGCAAUGUCGGCGUGCGAUGCCAUCGUGGGCUCUCCCCAGCAGCGGCAGCGGCAGCAUCGUAGUCACGAAGAUGAGGAAGAGGAGGAGGAGGAGGAGCAAGAUGUGGGAGAGGCUAUUUCUGAUUCGGAAACGGAAGCUGUAGGAACGUUUACGCGGAUGCACAUCCUUCCCACUCACUCUCUCGACUCGGCACGACGCUCCGAUCAUCGCACUCCGCACGCUCUUUGAUCUUUUUGUUUUCGGGGGAAAACCUUCUUUCUGCCGCAAUGACGUAG
This is a messenger RNA of Ceraceosorus guamensis, 2959 nucleotides long. RefSeq lists its product as hypothetical. The record is from RefSeq and is a predicted model, not a curated record. The coding region runs from base 483 to 2912 and encodes 809 amino acids. Lineage: Eukaryota; Fungi; Basidiomycota; Exobasidiomycetes; Ceraceosorales; Ceraceosoraceae. The transcript has a single exon.